AUGCCCUCGCAUUUACUCCUCGCUACGCUCGCGGCCGGUGCCGCUGCCACGACCAUCCUCCGCACUGGCUGCGGCGACGUCGAUCCUGUCUGGACACCGGUCGACGACAAGAACAUCUACACCUCGCUCUCGUACGACGGCUCCACGCUCUGCGCGAUCGACACCUCCGCCAACUUUGUCUGUACAACGCCGGCGACGACGCCCGUCACCUGGUUCAACGCCUACGAGAACGUCCAGAGCGGCUAUGUCGGCGGCGAGCUCUCCGCCGUCGUCUCGGACGCCGAGUGCUACAUCUCAAGAGCGCAUGGGCCCUACGAUUCCGCCCUCCUGGACGGACCCGCCGUGGCUGUAUGGGGCGAUAAGGAGACCUUCUGCUUUACGUCAACCCGGUCUACCGGGUGCUCGACCAAUGGCAACAACGCCGUGCAGCUCGAUGGCAAGAUGGUCGACCUCGCGUUGAGUGGCAGAACGCUCUACGGCAUCGAUGCAUCCGGUGUGCUUUCCAAGGGCUCGCUUCCAACGGGUGACGUCUCGACCGCGUCGUGGGUGCCGGUUGCAGGUGCACCGACGCUCAGCGAAGUCUCGGUCGGCGGUGGUCGCGUCUGUGGUGUCACCAAGACCGACAAGACAGUUGUCUGCUCGACCGACGACGUCAACUGGACGACGCUGCCGGACGCCAAGUGGGCGCACGUCGCUGUGUUUGGCAGCACCGUGUUUGCCACGGAUAGCAGCAACAAGCUCAGCUCGUACACGUUCCAAUAGUCUCGUGCACAACUUGUCUUUAAAACACAGGAC
Saprolegnia parasitica CBS 223.65 is the source of this 795-nucleotide messenger RNA. RefSeq lists its product as hypothetical. The transcript has a single exon. Bases 1 to 762 code for a protein of 253 amino acids. Lineage: Eukaryota; Oomycota; Saprolegniomycetes; Saprolegniales; Saprolegniaceae. The record is from RefSeq and is a predicted model, not a curated record.